AGGCGGGCAGGGGCCAUGGCUGCGGCGCGGCACGGGGGUGGCUGGACGGGGCGGGUGGGCACCGGGCCGGGGCUCCCCCCGCUCCCCAUCCCCGGGGCUUCGGCCCCGGCCCCGCCGCGUAACGGCCGCCUCUCGCCCCCGCAGCUCCCCGCGCCGCGCCGCCGGGACCCCUUCGACCGCCGGGCAGGCCACAGCGAGGAGAAGGAGGAGGAUGAAGAGGAGGACAGAGUGAACUUGGCGGAAACCUCCUUGCUGAACAAGCUCAUCCGCACGUCCCUUGUGGAGUCCAGCCACCACGUGGAGAUCCUGCAGCAGGACCCCAGCUCCCCGCUCUUCUCCGUCAAAACCUUUGAAAAGCUGCCCCUGAAGAAGGAGCUCUUGCAGGGGAUUUACAACAUGGGCUUCAACAGACCAUCCAAAAUCCAGGGGAUGGCUCUGCCGAUCAUGCUGGCAUACCCGCCCCACAAUCUGAUUGCCCAGAGCCAGUCAGGGACAGGGAAAACAGCAGCUUUUGUCUUGGCGAUGUUGAGCAGAAUUAAUGCCGCUGAGAAAUACCCGCAGUGCCUCUGCUUGGCUCCCACCUAUGAGCUGGCUCUGCAGAUUGGGCGUGUGAUCGAGACAAUCGGGCGGUUUUGCAUUGACACCAAGGUGACGUACGCUGUCCGGGGAAACCUAGUUCGGCAGGGCACCGUGGUGCAGGAGCAGAUUGUCAUCGGGACACCGGGGACGAUGCUGGAUUGGUGUUUCAAGCAGAAGGUCAUAGACAUGAAGAAGAUCGGCACGUUCGUGCUGGAUGAAGCUGACAUCAUGAUCGACACGCAGGGCCUCUCCUGUCAAAGCAUUCGUAUUCAGAGAGCUUUACCCAAGGGCUGCCAGAUGCUGCUGUUCUCAGCCACCUUCAGGGAUACCGUGCGGGCAUUCGCCAUGCAAAUCGUCUCCAACCCCAUCGUGAUAAAGCUGCGCGAGGAGGAGCUCACCCUGAGCAACAUCAGGCAGUACUUCUUCGUGUGCAGGGGCAGGGAGGAGAAGUACAGAGCCCUCUGCAACGUCUACGGCAGCAUCACCAUCGGCCAGGCUAUGAUCUUCUGCCAGACGCGGAGGAGCGCGGACUGGCUGUCGAAGGAGAUGAGCCAGGACGGGCACCAAGUGGCCAUCCUGACAGCGGAGCUGACGGUAGCCCAGCGGGCCAGCGUCAUCCAGCGCUUCCGUGACGGGAAGGAGAAGGUCCUCAUCGCCACCAACGUCUGCGCCAGAGGGAUCGACGUGCAGCAGGUCACCAUCGUGGUGAACUUCAGCCUCCCCGUGAAUCGGGAGAGGGAGCCGGAUUUUGAGACCUACCUCCACCGCAUCGGGCGAACGGGACGCUUUGGGAGGAGGGGCAUCGCCUUCAGCAUGGUGCAAAGCCAGAACGUGGGGCUCGUGCAGAUGAUAGAGGAGCAUUUCCAGACCAAGAUCAAGCAGCUGGACCCAGACGACAUGGAUGAGCUCGAGAACCUGGAAAACUGAGUGAGGAGGGGGGAUUUGUUCUCCCAGACCCCAGUUUUGGUUUGAAACAGAAGGAAAAGUUACUGGGAAAAAUCUCCCCCUUCUCUUCUAACUUCCUAAAGCUGUUUGGUUUUCUUGUGAUGUUUUAGAAGACGGGGGCGGGGGGGAACUCUCAGAGCUGUGGUUAUUGUUCUUGGGUUUGUUCCUUGUUUAUCUCCAAGGUUUUCGUGGCUUGAGCGGUCCCCUCAGGGGCUUCACACAGCGCAACGUUCCUCAAAAAUGGGUCUGGGGGUGUUUGCAAAACAGGUGAACUCUGUUAACUGGCCCAAAAGAUCGGCUGCUGCUCUCCAGUGGCAGCGGUGGGCCAGCAAAAUCCUUGGAGAAAGCUUUAAUAAGGAAAAAAAAAGUCAGGGGAAAGGAGUAAGGUAUUAAACAAUAACAGCAAUGCAGUCACGCUAGAUGGCAGCAGGAAUCCGCCGCUGCCAUCCCAAAUCCCGUCGGGACCUGAAACUUGAGUUUUUUGGGGUCAGGAUGGUGGCAGGGAGCGAGGCUGGACCUCUGUGGGCUGCCUGUCCCCAGCCCAGGGCUGCGUGUGUCCCCAGCGGGUUUAUCCCGUGGCUGUCACCACAUUCGUCUCGAAUAAACCAGAAUUAUUUUGAA
This is a messenger RNA of Falco peregrinus (peregrine falcon), 2145 nucleotides long. It is a transcript of the gene DDX25, whose product is annotated as DEAD-box helicase 25. NCBI's taxonomy places the organism in Eukaryota, Metazoa, Chordata, Aves, Falconiformes, Falconidae. The transcript is spliced from 11 exons. The record is from RefSeq and is a predicted model, not a curated record. Gene Ontology annotation, cellular component: cytoplasmic stress granule; nucleus. Gene Ontology annotation, molecular function: RNA helicase activity; RNA binding; ATP binding. Bases 16 to 1506 code for a protein of 496 amino acids. Gene Ontology annotation, biological process: poly(A)+ mRNA export from nucleus.